Molecule: messenger RNA, 1872 nt
Organism: Lathyrus oleraceus (garden pea)
Lineage: Eukaryota; Viridiplantae; Streptophyta; Magnoliopsida; Fabales; Fabaceae
Exons: 6
Coding region: 1-1872 (623 amino acids)
Source: RefSeq, a predicted model, not a curated record
AUGGAUGUAGAUACUGCAAACGUGCUGACAGUUUUAGCCGGUGUUGUGAUGCCUGGAUCUCGGGCGCCUGCAGUUCCUUUUAUGCAAGUGAGGAUGCCGAUGGUUGAUGAUGCGCAAGGUUGGUGUGCUGAGGCUAUAAAUAAAACCUAUGGUGCUUCAAUGGAUUUGGUUACUCUCAAAAAGAUGACUAAAAGAGGUGGAAAAGAUAAGGUAUUAGCACCAGGAAAACUUCAAGAAGAACGAAAUCGCAUAAUUAACAAGAAGCAUAUCGUUAGGAAACCUGCUCAAACAACAUUGUCUAUGCAGGAUGCAUCAUCGGCACCAACACCAGCUCAGGCAGCACCGUCCGUGCAGGUUGCAUCGUCGAUGCCGACAUCAGCUUCGAAAAAAUCAUCUGUGCAGGCUGCAUCGUCGAUGCCAACACCAGCUCAGGAAGCAUCGUCCGUGCAGGUUGCAUCAUCAAUGCCAACAUCAGCUUCUAAAAAAUCGUGUGUGCAGGCUGCAUCGUUGAUGCCAACACCAGCUCAGGCAGCAUCGUCCGUGCAGGCUGCAUCGUCGAUGCCAACACCAGCUCAGGCAGCAUCGUCUGUGCAGGCUGCAUCGUCGAUGCCAACACCAGCUCCAACUGUAGUACCUGUUCAUGCCACUACCUCUGAGAAUUUCAGUUUUAUGCCUACUCCAACUUUAAGCCAUCAAACAAUGGCUGGCCCUCAAAGUAUAAACCUUCAAACAAUGGCUAGCCCUUCAAAUUUGGCAGAGGAGGAAGAUGUGGAUGCUGAUGAGGAUGAGGCGGUGGGUCAAGAAACUAUUACCCCUCUUGUGCCAACAAUAGAUGAGAAUGGGAAAGUUAUUAUAAAACCAUCUGGUACUGGGCUAGUUCCUGCCAAAGAAGUUGCUGGUGCCAUUAAUUAUGCGAUACGCAAACAAUUUUAUAAACCUAUACAUCAUUGGUCUGCACUCGAUCCUGAUACGAAAGCUGAUUGGUUUAAGUUGUUUGGAGAGAAGGUUUCGUGGGAUCCUUUCGAUCAUGCAUUUGUCUAUAGCGCAUUUGAAAAAAAAGGAAGAAAACGAUUAAACGACAUGUUGGGGAAGGCGAGGAGAAAAGGGACUCGACCUUCAUGGAUUGGUGAUGAUGCUUGGGUUGAACUUCAAACUUAUUGGAAAAAGACCGAGUUUUUGGCUGUGUCUUCUCAAAACAAGACCAAUCGAGCUUCCGCAAGAGGCGGAGCAGUCCACACCACAGGCCGUAAGGCUCAUAUUGAUGUUGCACUUCAACUUUCACGUGAACUUCAAAGGGAUCUGCGUCCCGAUGAGUUAUUUUUAAAAACACACAAGAGGAAAAAUGGUGAAUGGGUUGACAGUCGUGCUGCAUCUACUUAUAAGACUUUUAAAGAGAAGUUUGAUGCAGAACUUCAGCCAACUGAAGAAGGGAAUGGAGAGGUUGUUCAGGUGUUAGAUGGAGAGCGUGUAAAUCAGCUAUGGACAGAGGCUGCUGGGGGCCGUAACCGUGGUCGGGUUUAUGGCGCUGCAGAUUUAGCUAUUAAUAUAAAACGUGGAUCAAAAAGUUUUACCCAACAAUCUCAAACUCCUCAACACUCUAUGUUUGGGAUGUCAUUAGAAGCUGAAAGAGCAGCUAGAAUUAGAGCUGAACAAAUUGCCGAGGCUGCAACGACCCAAUUACAAGAGGCUAACGAAGCAAUGCGAGCUGCUACCGAGGCUGCAAAAGCUGCUACCGAGACUGCACAAAGGAUGGAGAGGGAGAUGAAUGCUUGGAAGGAAUUUAUGAUGAAGAAAUUUGACACUUCAACUUUUGUAUCACAUUCUCAUCAUUAUGAUGACGAUUUGGAUGAUCAAUCAUUAGAUGAAGAUUGA